Dentiscutata erythropus is the source of this 615-nucleotide messenger RNA. Lineage: Eukaryota; Fungi; Glomeromycota; Glomeromycetes; Diversisporales; Gigasporaceae. The record is from the annotation of a GenBank genome assembly.
AUGGACAACGAUGCUUUUAACUUCGACUUAGACAAGUUUCGCGUUUCUGAUGUAAAUAGUGCAUAUUAUAUUAAGGAAUUUAUAACUAAACAAGAAGAACAAGAAUUUUUGAAUAAGAUUUAUUCUGUGCCAAAGCCGAAAUGGGUUGUUUUAAAGAAUAGAAGUAUACACAUUAAUUUUGUUAAUUCAACCAGGCUACAAAAUUGGGGUGGCGUACCAACAGAGCGCGGUAUGCUUUCCGAACCACUUCCAUCGUGGUUAACAACGUGUACAUUCCCAAAAUUUUCAACUCUUGGCUUAUUUAAUGAUUGCGAAAAAUUCAAAUUGCCAAAUCAUUGUUUGAUCAAUGAAUAUGAGAGCGGCCAAGGAAUUAUGCCACACGAAGAUGGUCCAUUUUAUUAUCCAACAGUAGUAACAAUUUCAUUAAAAUCGUAUAUUAUUCUUGAUUUUUAUAAACAUUUGAAUUCAAUGAAUUGCAUAAUGACCAAUGCAAAUAAUGGAGAGAGUAAGAACUACUAUAAUGUACCAGAGUUUUCACUGUUACUUGAACCUCGAAGUUCUGAAACACGACCUCUACAAAACCUAUCUUCAUGGAAUUCAAGAAAUCAGAUUUGA